Linum trigynum is the source of this 1941-nucleotide messenger RNA. The record is from the annotation of a GenBank genome assembly. Lineage: Eukaryota; Viridiplantae; Streptophyta; Magnoliopsida; Malpighiales; Linaceae.
CUCAUAGGAGUUGAAUGGAACAAUAAAACUAAACUAGACUCUGAAAAUGCAGAUGGAAUUUCAAUUGGUGAUUCAGUUCAUGCUUCUAUAUCUUGUAAUUCAUCAAAGUUUUGAAAUGACCAACAAACAAACGAGGUAGUGUGAAUACAGUAAGCCUACUUCUACAGCUGAUAUCCAAAUUGAAUAAAAGAAGAACUACAUUCUGAGACUUUCCCCUGGGCUGGUUGCAGCAAGAGGUUCCAAAAAAUACCCAUCUGUUCCACCCAAGUAAACCUACUCAACUAUCCAGCAGAAUAAGUACAUGCUCUUUGAUGUUAAGGGGAGCAACGACUAAACUAAGUUCAAUUAUGAUCAAGAUCAACUAACCUGAAUCUCAUGGUUCAGUUGAGGAAUUGCAGUUCAGGUGCUCACCAACUCCAUCUCAACAGCUCCACAGGUCGAGCAGAGAGACUCAAAGCCGCACUAGCAAAAGCUAUAUAUACUCUCAAGUUUUCCACUCCCUUCACCAUCAUCAAACUCCAUUUCAAAACCUUCACAAUCCAUAUCCCUUCCCAAAAUUCCAACUAGUUUCGCCUUCUGUAAUCCCAAUGGCGAAACCCUUUGCCAGUAGCUUCUGCCUUCUCCUUCUGGCAGCCAUUGCUCUAAUGUCCUGUGCCAAUGCUGCCAGACUCCUUGACGAGCUCAACCCAACUCCCUCUUCAGCAUCAACUCUGGCUCCCACCACCGCAUUACCAAGCGGCCCGAUCCCCGCCGCCGCCGCGCCGGUAGAUGAUGACGACUCCGACGAAUCAGCUGACCCACCACUCCCCGACACCGAAAUCACUCCUCCAGCGGUCCCCGCCCCUGCCGCCGACGAAGCACCGCCGGCCACUCCUCCUCCUGUUGCAGAGGAGGAAGCCCCAAUUCCCAGCCCCACCGCUCUUCCAGCUUCUCCGGCGGCAGCCACCACGGCCGCCACGGUGGCAGCAGGUGCCCCAGCGCUGUCCUUCUUUAUGCACGACAUCCUGGGAGGAACCCACCCGUCGGCCAGAGUAGUCGCCGGGCUAAUCGCGAGAACCGACAUCAACGGAAUCCCAUUCUCCACCCCAAACAACAACAUCUUCCCGCUCCAAGGAGGAACCCCAUUGCUGAAUCCGAACAACAUCAACAACCUAAUCAACCCAAACACCGCCCCCUUAAUGACCGGCCUGAACCCCGGCAGCGCCAGAUCCCAACAGACCACCAACACCGUCCUCCAGAACGCCGGCAGCGGCGGCAGCAGCGUCGUCAAUCCGGCGAGCGGCAGCCAGCCGUUCGUCACCGCCGGGCAGCUCCCCGCGGGGCUGACCCUCCAGAAGCUGAUGUUCGGGUCGAUUACGGUGUUCGACGACGAAUUGACGGAGGGCCACGAACUUGGGUCGGCGGUUUUGGGGAAGGCGCAAGGGUUCUACCUGGCGAGCUCGCUGGACGGGACCAGCCACACGCUGUCGCUGAGCUUGUUGCUGCACGGACACGGCGGGGAGAAAGAGCAUGAGGCGGUGGAGGAUACGAUUAGCUUCUUCGGGAUUCACAGGAACGCGUCGCCGGUGUCGCACAUCGCGGUGGUGGGCGGGACCGGGAAGUAUGAGGAUGCCAAAGGGUACGCGACGAUUGAGACGAUUCAGCAGGAGGAUCAGCAUGUUACCGAUGGGGUGGACACCAUUACCCAUAUCAAUGUUUAUCUCUCUGAGUAGAAGGGAGAGGAGGAAGAAGAGAGGGAAAUGGGGCUUUGGGUUUCAUCUUUCAAUUGUGUGCUCUACUUGUGAGAAUUUGUAUUUCUUUGGACUUUAUAUGGUUAAUUAAUCUACCGAUGUUAUGGUAAAUCACAAAACCUCAAUAGUAAUGACGAGCAGGUUUUUUACUAAACAUAUAGUAAUAACGAUAGUUAGUAAAUACUCCGUUUAAUACACGUAUAUAUAUUCG